AAACAUUGCGGUGCUUCAAAGACCUCUCCUCUUUUUUAUAAAGCUGUUUACGACAUGGAAGAAAGCAAAACACCGAAUACGGAAGCAGCAAGAAGUUGUCACGGCAUUGUUGGAGAACUUGCAAGAAACUGGCAGAGCUGGUCCAAGGAUCAUGUGGCUUAUCAGCAACAAAACCCAUUUAGCAAUGGCAACCAAGUAACCUUACGCACUGAGAGAGGGGAUCCUACUUAUGGGAGACCACCUGAAGGCUCCAAAACUGAGCAGAGAGGAAAAGAUGCACACACACUUAUGGGCAAAGAAGUGGAAGAACUAUGCUUAAUUAUACGUAACACUGGAAAGAGGGAACAGGAUGGGCAAGUGAAAAUAACAUUUAAACAGCUCUUUAAUAAGUAUGUGACUAUAUCCAAUAAACUAGUAGGUGUCCUCUUAAGAGCAAGGAAGCAUGGCCUGGUUGACUUUGAAGGUGAAAUGCUUUGGCAAGGAAAAGAUGAUAAUGUAGUUAUCACUUUGUUUGAAUAAGAUAAAGAUUAUCCAGCUAUUUCAUGAUUAAUACAGAAAUGUGUUAAAGCUCAUGAAACAUGAAGGUGACUGUCUGGCUUAGAACAUAGGGAAUCAAUUGACAUAAACUGGAAAUAAGUUUUAAAAUACUUGGUCAUUAUGCAAUAAGAAAUAUGUACUUAUUAAAGGAAUUUAGUGAACAUACAUGGUUGAAAACAACUCAAUACAUUUCAUGAGAUGUGUUGUUCAAAUUGCAAAUGCUAAUAAAAAAAUUAGGAUCACAGAUAUGAGUAAGAGGGUGAUUAAGACUUGCUUGAAAUUAGUAAUAAUAUUUUCCACUACAUUACAAAUUUCAUAUUUAAGAGUUGGUAGCUUCAAAUGUAUAUGCUGAGGAAAAGUCUUUGCUUUAGUAGUAUACUAGUAUAUGGAUUAUAAAUAUGACUGACCCUGGAUUGGGAUUUUUUGAAGAAAUCUAGUAACACACGUAAUCAAUAUUUUGAAAUUCAGCUGUAUCCAAAAAUAUUCAAGAGGUCUAUGGG
Protobothrops mucrosquamatus (brown spotted pit viper) is the source of this 1037-nucleotide messenger RNA. RefSeq names its product actin-binding Rho-activating protein. Gene Ontology annotation, biological process: positive regulation of Rho protein signal transduction. Lineage: Eukaryota; Metazoa; Chordata; Lepidosauria; Squamata; Viperidae. The coding region runs from base 55 to 519 and encodes 154 amino acids. The transcript is spliced from 2 exons. Gene Ontology annotation, molecular function: actin binding. The record is from RefSeq and is a predicted model, not a curated record.